Dovyalis caffra is the source of this 1452-nucleotide messenger RNA. The record is from the annotation of a GenBank genome assembly. NCBI's taxonomy places the organism in Eukaryota, Viridiplantae, Streptophyta, Magnoliopsida, Malpighiales, Salicaceae.
AUGGCAAAACAACAGCACCACCACCACAAUAAUCUAGCUGGGUGGGCUCCUACUUCAUUGCAAAAACGAUGGCUCUUAGCACUCUUAAUCAUGCUUUCUGUCUCCACUCUUGUUGGUUUCUUCAUUAAAUCCGCUUUCGAUUCCUGCGAUCGCCCCCACAGUAACUUCGAUGUUGCUGCUUCACAGAAACCGGUCAAAGUUAAUUCGAAUUCGAUUUCGAUUAAAACGGCACCGAAUCCUCUUAGUUUCAUGAAGUCUAAGCUCGUCCUUUUGGUAUCUCACGAGCUCUCUCUUUCUGGUGGACCAUUGUUGCUGAUGGAACUAGCAUUUCUACUAAGAGGUGUUGGUACUGAAGUUUGCUGGAUUACUAUCCAGAAACCAUCAGAAACUGAUGAGGUUGUGUACAGUUUGGAGCAAAAGAUGUUGGUCCGAGGAGUGCAGGUGUUCUCUGCAAAGGGUCAAGAAGCGAGAGAUACAGCUCUUAAGGCUGAUCUGGUUGUCUUGAACACUGCAGUUGCUGGGAAAUGGCUGGAUGCUGUGCUCAAGGAGAAUGUUCCACGCGUUCUCCCCAAGGUGUUGUGGUGGAUCCAUGAAAUGCGGGGGCAUUAUUUCAAAUUGGAUUAUGUCAAGCACCUUCCCUUGGUUGCUGGUGCUGUGAUUGAUUCACACGUGACAGCAGAAUACUGGAAGAAUAGAACUCAAGAACGUUUGAGGAUUACAAUGCCUGAGACCUAUGUGGUUCACCUUGGAAAUAGCAAGGAACUAAUGGAGGUUGCCGAAGAUAGUGUGGCCAAAAGGGUUUUGCGUGAGCAUAUUCGGGAGUCUCUUGGAGUACGAGAUGAAGAUAUACUCUUUGCCAUUAUUAACAGCGUUUCGCGUGGAAAGGGCCAGGAUCUAUUCCUACGUUCCUUUUAUGAGAGCUUACAAUUAAUCCAAGAGAGGAAGCUAAAGGUGCCAUCAAUGCAUGCAGUAAUUGUGGGUAGUGACAUGACCGCUCAGAGAAAGUUUGAGACAGAAUUACGAAACUAUGUGAUGCAGAAAAAAAUUCAAGAUCGUGUUCACUUUAUAAAUAAAACUUUGACUGUAGCUCCUUAUCUAGCUGCAAUUGAUGUUCUUGUUCAGAAUUCACAGGCACGGGGUGAAUGCUUUGGGAGGAUAACUAUUGAAGCAAUGGCAUUUCAGCUGCCCGUACUGGGAACAGCAGUAGGAGGCACCACAGAGAUUGUUGUGAACGGAACUACAGGAUUAUUGCAUUCAGUCAGAAAAGAAGGGGUUACUCCCCUUGCAACGAAUAUUGUAAAACUUGCGACUCAUGUCGAGAGGAGGCUUACAAUGGGAAAGAGAGGCUAUGAGAGGGUCAGAGAGAUGUUCCUAGAACAUCACAUGGCACGCAGAAUUGGUUCAGUGCUGAAAGAUGUUUUACGGAAGUUAAAGAGCCACCCUCAUUCUUAA